AAAAACAAUCCGUUCUUAUCGCCCCUGCUGUCCACAAUACCCUGUCUUUCACCCUCCAUCGGCGUCAUUUUUGCAGACGACGCCCCUGCUCCGCUCCUGCCACACAGCAGGAAGAGUAUUUUCAAAUUCGAAAACCUGCGCAUGUGCGACACGCAAUCAGCUGUGGGAGAAGAAAUGGCUCCGACCACUCGGUCAGUGGUGCAAUUCGCAAAUUAACAACAAAUUUUCGGACGAAUUAUGUGAUAAAUGGCACGAGGGGCACCUGCGACACAGCCCUGGCCGCCGAGUCGCGUAAGUGUAGAGAUGUGAAGGAGUCUUGCGGUGAAUGAGACACUGCCUCGGCGAUGGCCACCAUGAUGUAUCCCACUUUGACCAAGUCGCAGAGUAUGCGCUCCAAACGCAAGUCUGCUGUGGAGCUCCUGGCGGAGAGUAAGCCCUUUUAUGUGAAGUCGGAAAUUGUGAGGGACACCACACAGGCGAUUCCCACGCGGUUGCCCAACCCCGGGCCCGGAUAUGGGGGCUACAACAGGAGCAAGUCGGUCAACGUGGCGGCACACGGAACCAACUACAGGCCCACCACACUGCCCCAAUAUAUGGCCGUUUCUCCCUCACGAUCCCUUCCUCCCCUUUCCCACCGCCGUUCCGUGCAUUUGGGCAGCAACGACCUUCUCCAGAACAAAUUACGUCAGUUGCUGGUUUGUGAUAGUGCAGAGGAAUUAAGUGUCGAACAGAUGGCACCCCUGAGUCCCCCCGCCGAAUACGCACAACGGUGUCACAAAAGCCUUCCAGACCUCCACUGCAGAGCUGAACCUAGUUCGAAUAAAAGUAGCAACAAGAGUCUUUCCAAUAGGGACAGCGGGGGCUCCAGCGGCCACUACACGCAGAGGAGCGAACCGGCGCCGCCCCCACGCCAGUUUUUGCAGGACAGUCGCCGCGAUUCGGGCUCCAGCACGCAGCACAGCGGCGGCAGUUCGUACUACUGCUGCCAGGAGCCCGAUUGCCGCGCCCGCCAAGCCUACCCGCCCCCCUCGACGUUCAAGCGUCAGAAAUGCCUUCGGUACAAGCGCGAUCGGCCGAUUCUCCGCUCGAAAUCGGACAUCAGCGACCGGUAUUGGCGCCCCCCUGAGCCCCCCACCAGCCACCUGGAGCAGUUCUUCGAGCAUCUCGGCAUGACCAGCGACAGCUACGAGGAGAUGUUGACCAAUAGCCGGUCGUCGGAGAGCCCCGUUUUCUUCUCGGACGUGUCGACGGUGGACUCCAGCAGGCCCCUCGACAACGCCGAUUACUGCCCCUCGUCGUUCAGAACCAGCGAGCCGCCUUCGAUAGUCGAACGCAAUGCCCGCAUCAUCAAAUGGCUGUGUAACUGUCGAAAAUCGCAGUUGACGUGAAUAUACAUUCCUCACAAUCACACAAAUGACGCGCGCGAAUUUACACGUUCAUAGCAUUUUAAUUCUUUGGGGGAAUCGGGGAAGUACCUUAGUGUGACACGAACAAUAAUUCGAAUCAAAGCGACUUUUGACGUACCAAAAUUUGAGUUGUGAUAAUUUUUUGUUUGUUUUUUAGAUAGGAGUGAGAAAUUGGGAAGAACUAAUCUGCUAUGAGGCACAACAUACAGCUUUGCUCGAACAACGGCUUGUGGAGUGAAUGAAACACUCAAUUUUUAACUGUUUCGAACAAUCGAAACUCGCAGUUACGAACGACUAUUCCGUCUUAUUGGAUUCAAAUCGAAUCAAAACUAAGUUUUCUAUCUUCCCUUAUCUUAAUCUCGUCAAGAAAAGACACAAACACCAAUUUUUAUUUUGGAUACUUGUUUCAAUUUUAUUGUGAUAUUUGAAAAUAAAAAGUUUCACUUUACUUUGCGCCUGCAUCCUGAAACACAGAUUUGAGUGUUGAAAAGGUCAUUUCUUAGUAGGUGGCAGCAGCGUCGUCAAAAUUCUGACUCUUCUUUUUCUUAAAGAUUAAAAUAGAGGGUCUAGUCUUAUUUGAAUCCAAUUUUUGAGUUUAAUUGUGACUUGCUCAAAUGAAACCAAUAACUGCCUUCAUGAUUGACAUGGCCGCCUAGGUCAUGCGAUUUUUAGUGAUAGUGUUUCGUGUAAUCAGUAUUUGAUUGGUUUUUAUCAUUCCCUCCUUUUUACGUGAUUUUGAUCUCCGGUAACUGCAAGUUUUGGUAAGAGACAUAAAUGUGUCAAUUUAUACGUUGUGUAUAACUAUACUUCAGUUAUUGACAACGUAUAUCUCAUAGUAGUCGUAGAGCCUAAGCAGACGUUUCACUUGACAAAAAUUAAGACAAUAAGAGCUGAACUGUGUGUUGGAAUUUUCACAAAUGUCACUUUUUCGAAUCGUUGUGUGUUCUAAUGUAAUUAGAUGACUAAACUUUUUUACUUUGGAGUAGAACGAAUUUCUACGUGGAUCAAUAUUACUCGAUUGAAAGUGAUAACAAUAUGCUUAUUAAAAUACGAAUAUUUCUUUUAAUCAUGUUAUCGAAUUCGUGUAAUGUGAAUAAACAUAAUCAGUGAUGAAUUUAGCAAUGUUGAAUAUUUAAAUGUAAUGUUUCAUUGUUUUCCUUAAAUAAGCACGUUGAGGUAUCUGAGGAUCUGUUUUUUCUCUCACAGUAUUACUGUUUCGUUUGGUGUAUGCUGCAUUUUAAUCGUUUUUGCUGUUUUUUUGCAUAAUUUAGCAAUAAUCCCGAAUUAAUAUCUUUAACAUGGGUUUUUAUCGAGCUAUCAGCUCCUGUUAAUCAAUUAAUUGAAACAUAUUUAACAUUUUUAUAAGUUUGGAUUCAGUUGACACUUUUGCGUCCAAUUAAAGGGCACAAAAGUGUUGAUUAACUGCGAAUACUUGUGUAUAUACAUAGUUAUAGCUUGUAGUUAAGUACCCAUGUAAUGGACUGCUGUUAGUUACGAUGCUGUGCAUCGAUUCUGUCUAGUCUGUACUUAAAUUCUGAUUGUUUCAAUAUAGAGCAUAGCUAUGUUUACUUAAUUCUUACAAAAUAUAUUAUUCUGCAAUA
Messenger RNA from Tribolium madens (black flour beetle), 3007 nucleotides. RefSeq lists its product as uncharacterized. The record is from RefSeq and is a predicted model, not a curated record. The transcript has 4 exons. The coding region runs from base 345 to 1388 and encodes 347 amino acids. NCBI's taxonomy places the organism in Eukaryota, Metazoa, Arthropoda, Insecta, Coleoptera, Tenebrionidae.